This is a messenger RNA of Ctenocephalides felis (cat flea), 483 nucleotides long. RefSeq lists its product as uncharacterized. The transcript has a single exon. Lineage: Eukaryota; Metazoa; Arthropoda; Insecta; Siphonaptera; Pulicidae. The record is from RefSeq and is a predicted model, not a curated record. The coding region runs from base 1 to 483 and encodes 160 amino acids.
AUGCAACCGACAACCAGCACUUUAGACUAUAUCCACGAAGACUUUAUAGAGCCAGCAAGUACUGUUGGACCGCAUUUAGAAGAUAACGAAGUGGAUUUACCUUACUUCCCACAACCACCACCGUAUUAUCCCACUGCCAGGACACCUAAAAAUAAAAAGAAAGAUAGAAUUGUGUCCGAAACAUCAGAACAUGUUGCCACUGUUAUAGGCAUAGUAGCUGGUGCUCUUAUUGCAGUAAUUUUGGUUAUUAUAAUUAUACUCCUAAGGUUCAAAAAUAACAACGAGAGAAGUUAUAAAGUAGAUGAUGAAAAAUGCUUCCAGCAAGGACCUCUGCUGGCAAACCAGCCCGGGCCUGUCCAGCCGGUCAGUUAUGCCACGGCCCCUACAUUACCCCUCAAUGGAGGAGUGAGGAACGGUUGCGAUUUGCAGAAACCGGUUGCUAAAAAACGCGAUUCAAAAGAUGUUAAAGAAUGGUACGUGUAA